Messenger RNA from Cladocopium goreaui, 738 nucleotides. The record is from the annotation of a GenBank genome assembly. NCBI's taxonomy places the organism in Eukaryota, Dinophyceae, Suessiales, Symbiodiniaceae.
AUGACUUUUGCAACCUGCCAGGCGCAGGACAAGUCCCACGACAAGGCCCAACACCAUGGCAUCAUGCUGCACACGCCAAUGACUUCUUGCAGAUCUGUCCCAAAAACUGUGACUUUCGAUGUUUUGCAAAGUUUGACCAACUCGUUGGCUGCGCAUUGUUUUGGCACCCAAUGGGUCCAACUCGCCGUCGCGACUACAAUGGAUGUUGCCAGGGAAAAGAGUCGAACACUGCAGGGAUGGGCAGAGCGCUGUUCAUCAUCGACAAUCCAGGAACCACGGCAAUUCGGAUGGGGUCUGAGAUUCGGCAUUUUCGAACUCGGCAAAUCGUGCUAUCUCAAAGUCGUGGGUCCAGGAAAACUCCUGGACUUCUACGAUCUUGACAAGAAGAAACUGGGUGAGGGGUCCUAUGGCUAUGUCUGCAAGGGCAAGAACAAGGCCACAAAUGCCAUCCGAGCAGUGAAAACAAUUGCCAAGGGCAAGAUGAAAAACAUUGAGCGCUUCAAGCAAGAAAUCGCCAUUAUGAAGAUGAUGGACCAUCCGAACAUCAUCAAGCUGUAUGAAAGCUUUGAGGAUUUGAGGAACAUCUACCUGGUCAUGGAGCUUUGCUCAGGGGGUGAGCUCUUCGACCGCAUCAUCGAUGCUGGCAGCUUCACAGAGGUGGGCUAUAUGAUUCUGGUUGGUUGGUUGGUUGGUUGGUUGGUUGGUUGGUUGGUUUGGAACAUUUUUUAUUUUCUAUAA